This is a messenger RNA of Mollisia scopiformis, 1797 nucleotides long. Its product is annotated as carboxylesterase family protein-like protein. Lineage: Eukaryota; Fungi; Ascomycota; Leotiomycetes; Helotiales; Mollisiaceae. The record is from RefSeq and is a predicted model, not a curated record. The transcript has 6 exons. The coding region runs from base 1 to 1797 and encodes 598 amino acids.
AUGAGCGUAGCGUCCCUUCGACAAAGCAAUGACAAUACUUCCACUCAAGCCCCGGUAGUCGACCUGGGCUACGGAAUAUAUGAAGGCUACUACAACGCCACAUCUCAACUCAAUAUAUUCAAAGGGAUUCGCUAUGCUGCCCCGCCCACUGGGACAUUGAGAUGGCAAAAACCACAAGCACCAGCAACAAACCGAAGCCAAACGAUCUCCGCAAAAGCAUACCCACCACGAUGUCCGCAGAGCAACGAUGCUCCGAUGCCAGCAAACUACAAUUUCACCUCCUCCGGCCUCGGCAACGAAGACUGCCUCUUCCUCAGCGUCUUCACCCCCCAACACGCAACCAACCUCCCAGUCCUCAUCUGGAUACACGGCGGCGGCUACGGCACCGGACAAGGAAACAACGACCUCUCGGAACUAAUCAUGACCAACUCGCACGGCUUCAUCGUAGUAAUAAUCCAAUACCGUCUCGGAGCCUUCGGAUUCCUAUCCUCUGCCGAAGUCUCUCAUUUCGGGACCCCGAAUGCUGGGUUGUUUGAUAUGCAUUUCUCGUUUCAAUGGGUGAAGAAGUAUAUCCACCUCUUUGGAGGCAAUGCUUCGCAUGUGACGAUCUCGGGAGAAUCCGCUGGUGCUGGCGCUGUGAUGCUUCAGGCUAUGGCGUAUGGUGGGAAACAGGGCACGGAGCUGUUUAGUAAUGCUAUUGUUGCGAGUCCGUAUUUGCCUACGCAGUGGGGGUAUGAUGAUUUUGUGCCGACGCAGUCGUAUUAUUUGUUUGCGCAGGCUGCUGGAUGUUUUGAUCAGAUGUUGAAUACUGUCAACUCGACGAUCUUUGAGUGCUUGCAAAGGAAGGAUACGGUUACGUUGCAGAAUGCGAGUGCGUAUAUAUCUGCUGAUGGGAAGUAUGGACAGUGGGCUUUCCUCCCUGUCACGGAUGGGGAGUUCAUUCAGAAGAGACCUUCAGAACAACUGCUCGCUGGAGAAGUCAACGGGUUGAGGAUGCUUUCAGGGAACAACGCAGACGAAGGACCCGGCUUCGUCCGCCAGACCAUCACAACAGAAGCAGACUUCAACACCUACACCCAGAGCCUUUUCCCACUAAUGAAGGACACUCUCCUCACCCAAGUCCAAACUACCUACGCCAUCGCCCCCACCACUCCCGGACCGCUAUUCAGCACCCUCGGCUCUUCCGGUCCUACAGCACUCAACCAAUCCGAAUUCGGCAUCGGGCAACAACAACGUCUCGAUAACUUAUACGCAGAAACCACAUUCGUGUGUCCCAGCUACUGGCUCGCGAGCGCGUACUCCCGAGCCUGGAAAUACCAAUAUUCGGUCCCGCCGUCUGAGCACGGGGCUGAUCUUGAUGCUUAUUAUGCCAUCAAUAGGGAAGCGUUGGGGUAUGGGACGCUUUCCCCGGGAUUCAGGACAGCGGUGCAGAUGAUUUGGGGACGGUUCAUCAUGUUUGAUGAUCCGACUUUACCUAUGGAUGUAGUGAAGAGUAUAACGAUGACGGAAAAUGGGACUACCACAGGGGAUGAUAUUGUUGCUGCUGGGACAGGCAGCUGGCCUGUCUGGGGAAGAGGAGGAGAGGCGGGGUAUAGGAUGUUGAAUUUGAAUAUGACUGGUGGGCAUGAGACGAAGAUUCUUUGGAGUAGUGCAGAUGGUGUCAAGUUUAACGUGACGCAGUAUGCGGGGCCGGGACUAACGGCCAAUUUUGAUGUCGUGGAUGCAUGGAGUUGGGAAGGUGGGAGAGGAGCAAGAUGUGAGUUCUGGGCUGAUAUUGGGAAAUGGGUUCCAGAAUAG